Messenger RNA from Colletotrichum chrysophilum, 2469 nucleotides. RefSeq lists its product as uncharacterized. The transcript has 2 exons. The record is from RefSeq and is a predicted model, not a curated record. NCBI's taxonomy places the organism in Eukaryota, Fungi, Ascomycota, Sordariomycetes, Glomerellales, Glomerellaceae. The coding region runs from base 1 to 2469 and encodes 822 amino acids.
AUGUCAACCCUCACGAAUGGCGUCUCUUCCCAUCGCGCGGACAGCGACAAUGCCGCCGACAGCGCAGCACUCGUCGCAGGAGCUGCCCGACCUGGCAGUAGCUCCAACACCACCUCCAUCUACGCUGCCUCAAGCGUCGCCGAGGUGCGCGCCGCUCUAGACGCCCUCCACGCCCGCGAAUCGACAGUCACGAGCCGUCUCGAUGCUCUCCUGGGCUCGCAGGCCGACCUCGCCCGCGAAUUGGGCCGGCUCGACCUCCUCCGCGCGGGGCUCGGCAGCCAGGUCAUCGCCGCGCGGUCCAUCGGUAACGACAUGCUCGCGACGGCGGCCGACACGGCGGGCCGGCUGAGUAAUAAGGUGAAGGAGCUGGAUCUGGAGAAGAGCCGCGUCGAGGACACGCUCGAGGUCGUGAAGCAGGUCGUGGAGCUCAAGGCUUGCGUGCAGGGCGUCGUGGGCAGCAUGGGUGCCCCGCAGGACUGGGAAGCUGCGGCGGCGUACCUUGCGCGCGCUGCGCAGGUGCCCGAGGAUAUCACAAAGGGCAAGUUUGCGUCGUCGAUCGUGCCCUCCGUCGAGGUGCCCGACCCGCCAUGGGUUACGCUCGAGAACGCCAAGGAGAGCUUGUGUGGACUGUUCCUCAGGGAAUUCGAGAAGGCGACCAAGGAAGGCGAUGGUGCUAAGGUUACGAGAUUCUUCAAGCUGUUCCCGUUGAUUGGAAGAGGAGAUGUUGGUCUCGACGUAUAUGGCCGAUAUGUAUGCCAGGGCGUGGCUGGCACGGCGAGAUCGGUCUUGAAGGAAGGGCCUGGCGUGCAAGCUCGGAAAGAAGGGUUCUUCUACGCCAAUGCCCUCACCAGGCUGUUUGAUCACAUUGCGCGCAUUGUUGAGGGACACGGAGGUCUCGUCGAGAGACACUAUGGCUCUGGGAAGAUGGUCCGCGUUAUCGAGCGUCUGCAACAAGAGGCGGAUGUACAGGGUGGCAUCAUCCUUGACUCGUGGAGCGAUGAGCGCGAUGUCGACAGACGCCUGAAGGACGUCAAGAGUUACCCGUUCUCUUUCCUGGUUCAGAGCUUCUUGCCACCGCAAAGAAGCGGAACACCACGGGUCAAUUCACCUGCAAUGGGAGCUGGCGCAAAUCCGCGUCCCAGCGAGGAUGAGGGCGUCAAUAUGAAGGAGGUGGACGCAAUUCUUAGUGAGAUCGCCGUGAUGCUCGGCCGGUGGUCGCUUUACUCCCGCUUCUUAGCAGGAAAGACCCGCGAACCCGAUGCCCCUGAGGACGCUCCGCUUUCCAUACCGGAGUUAGUCUUCAAGUCUAAUCUCAAACGAAAGAUUUCAGACAAGCUUACUUCACCAUAUAAUACAAUGAUGACCUUCUUCUUCCGAAGAUCGGUUGAGAAGGCUUUCCAGUUGGACGAGAUGCCAACUGGACUGUCUCUAAGCAUGAACAAGCAGGUCGACACCAAUCAGCCAUUCAUCAUAUCCGCUGUCGACGAUGUCAUGUACGUCGUCAGCGCAGUCAUACAGAAAUCAACAUCUACAUCACAGAGAGACGUCAUUGCCUCCGUGAUCCCUACGAUCGGUCGCGUCCUCAGCUCCGACUUCAUAGGCAUGAUCCAACGAAAGAUGCGCGACGAGUCCUAUCCCAAGCCAAUUGUACAGGGAGGCUUCCCGCCAGAAGACAAGAUCAUCCAAUUCAUUGUUCUCAUAAACAGUCUCGACACAGCCAACGAGUACCUCAACCGCAUCAUCACGAGCAACAUAGGCAGCGCAAACGAGGCGGCAAAGGCGAACGGCGAAGCCCACGAGCCGUCGCUCAGAGAUUCCUUCCCCUUCGACAAGGACGUCACCUUUGUCACUUCCGCCCUCAACACACUACACAGCUCCUUCACCCUUAAGACCACCGAGCUCCUCAACGAAGGACUGCAGGUCCUCUUCCAGCGCGUCGUCCAACCACGACUGCGCCCCGUGCUUUCCGACACGUUCCGCGAUGUAGACUACUCUCUCACAGAGGAGGAACUCGCCGAGUACGCAGAGCAGAACGACGAAGACGAGGAGGAGAUGCUGGACCAGGUAUCCCGCCGCUUCGAGCACGGCUGGGACCAGCUGAUGAAGCCCAUCGCCCGCCUCAUGACCGCCCACACCUUCACGACGCUGCACGACCUCACAGCCCGGUACCUCGCGCGCGUCCUCGAGCGCAGGGUCUGGGACGCCAGAGCGAAUGCCUACGGCGUCAUCCGCAUGGAGCGCGACUUCUCGAGCAUCGUCAGCACCGUGUCCACGGGCAACUACGGCGUCAGAGAGCUUUUUGCGCGGGUGUCGCAGAUCCUUAUGGUGGCGAACAUGGAGGAGGAAGAGUGGGAGGAGAUCUCUGCGGUUGAUAAUCCGGACGAGGACGAGGAUGGCAUGAUUUGGGUGUUGACUGAGGACGAGAGGCGGCGGGCUAGACAACUUACUACCAGGGAGCGUAGAGCUUGA